This is a messenger RNA of Fragaria vesca subsp. vesca, 783 nucleotides long. RefSeq lists its product as uncharacterized. The coding region runs from base 106 to 783 and encodes 225 amino acids. The record is from RefSeq and is a predicted model, not a curated record. Lineage: Eukaryota; Viridiplantae; Streptophyta; Magnoliopsida; Rosales; Rosaceae. The transcript is spliced from 2 exons.
CCGGGAGCAAGCGUUUCUUGUCUUCCAGAGAACGUUUAUCUUUUUUUGUCUUCCAGAUAAUUAUUAUUAUUAAUAUAGAAUUAUAGAUCAAAAGAGAAAAAAGAUAUGGCCAAGAUUUCAACUCUAACCGGGAUGUUUCUGGUGUUAUGGCUAGCAAUGUCGAUCGGGACUUGGGCUACCAAGGACGGCAAGCCACCAACUGAGAAGGAGAUGCAGGAAUGGAUAAAUGUUCUACGUGAAGCCGAGGUUGCUCUUGAAGCUGACAACUUCCAAACAGCUAGUGCCAGGGUUGCAGAACUUGUUGCUAGGUUAGACAAUACCAAUUUACCUGACCAUGAGAAACUUGCCAAGUUCGUAGAAAUGCUGAAGAUAGUUGAGCAGGCAGUCGACGAAGAUAACAAGGCCAAAGCUAUAGCUCUCAUUACCGCAAUUGGAGCGAGUUUCGAACAGCAAUACGGGAAUGCGCAAGGAGGAGGAGAUAAGAAGAGGGAGUUACUCGGAGAUGAAGUCCCGCAGAGCAAAAUCAUGGAGGUUAUGGGCUAUUUACGAGAAGCCUCCAGAGCUAUUGAACAAGUUCAAUAUGCCAGAGCUCAAGAGGUUAUGAACACCGUUUACCAGAAUCUAAAUAAUGAUAAGCAAUUAUGUAAGGAAGGGAAAGUCCUAGAAUUUCUUAAGGACAUCAACGAUGCUGAGCAGGCUCUUAAAGAAGAUUAUAGAACAAAAGCUUUAGAGUCUCUCAACCAAGCCGCGGGCAAUUUUGGAGUUCCCAUGGUACAUGAAUAG